Pipistrellus nathusii (Nathusius's pipistrelle) is the source of this 1593-nucleotide messenger RNA. NCBI's taxonomy places the organism in Eukaryota, Metazoa, Chordata, Mammalia, Chiroptera, Vespertilionidae. The record is from the annotation of a GenBank genome assembly.
AUGGGAUCCGGCUCCUCCAGCUACCGGCCCAAGGCCAUCUACCUGGACAUCGAUGGCCGCAUCCAGAAGGUGGUCUUCAGCAAGUACUGCAACUCCAGCGACAUCAUGGACCUCUUCUGCAUCGCCACCGGCCUGCCGCGGAACACGACCAUCUCUCUGCUGACCACGGACGAUGCCAUGGUCUCCAUCGACCCCACCAUGCCCGCAAACUCCGAAAGCACUCCCUACAAAGUGCGACCCGUGGCCCUCAAGCAGCUCUCCGAGAAAGAAGAAUUGAUCCAGAGCAUGCUGACCCAGGUUGCAGAGCAGUUCUCGAGAGCAUUUAAAAUCAACGAACUCAAAGCUGAAGUCGCAAAUCACUUGGCGGUGCUCGAGAAACGCGUGGAAUUGGAAGGACUGAAAGUGGUGGAGAUUGAGAAAUGCAAGAGUGACAUCAAAAAGAUGAGGGAGGAACUGGCAGCCAGAAGCAACAGGACCAGCUGUCCCUGUAAGUACAGUUUUUUGGAUAACAACAAGAAGUUGACACCUCAGCGCGAUGUCCCCACAUACCCCAAGUACCUGCUCUCCCCGGAGACCAUCGAGGGCCUGCGCAAGCCGACCUUCGACGUCUGGCUCUGGGAGCCCAACGAGAUGCUGAGCUGCUUGGAGCACAUGUACCAUGACCUCUGCCUGGUCCGAGACUUCAGCAUCAACCCCAUCACACUCAAGAGGUGGCUACUCUGCGUGCACGACAACUACAGGAACAACCCUUUCCACAACUUCCGGCACUGCUUCUGCGUGGCCCAGAUGAUGUACAGCAUGAUCUGGCUCUGCGGGCUCCAGGAGAAGUUUUCCCAAAUGGAUAUCUUGAUCCUCAUGACCGCAGCCAUCUGCCACGAUUUGGACCAUCCGGGAUACAACAACACGUACCAGAUCAACGCCCGCACCGAGCUGGCCGUGCGCUACAACGACAUCUCGCCCCUGGAGAACCACCACUGCGCCGUGGCCUUCCAGAUCCUCGCCCAGCCCGAGUGCAACAUCUUCUCCAACGUGCAGCCCGACGGGUUCAAGCAGAUCAGACAGGGCAUGAUCACGUUAAUCUUGGCCACCGACAUGGCCCGGCACGCAGAGAUCAUGGAGUCCUUCAAAGAGAAGAUGGAGAACUUCGACUACAGCAACGAGGAGCACAUGACCCUGCUGAAGAUGAUUCUGAUAAAAUGCUGUGAUAUCUCCAACGAGGUGCGUCCGAUGGAGGUGGCAGAGCCGUGGGUGGACUGCUUAUUGGAAGAAUACUUCAUGCAGAGCGACCGCGAGAAGUCGGAAGGCCUUCCCGUGGCGCCUUUCAUGGACCGGGACAAAGUGACCAAAGCCACGGCCCAAAUUGGCUUCAUCAAGUUCGUCCUGAUCCCCAUGUUCGAAACAGUGACCAAGCUCUUCCCUGCGGUGGAGGAGAGCAUGCUGCAGCCGCUGUGGGAGUCCAGGGACCGCUACGAGGAGCUGAAGCAGAUGGACGACGCCGGGACGGAGAGGAAGACGGAGAGCCGGGCAGGAGGGGCAGCCGACACAUCAAGGGAGAAAAGCAGAGAUGGGAAACCGAGUGAAGGCCUUGCCUGA